This is a messenger RNA of Anneissia japonica, 4131 nucleotides long. Its product is annotated as syntaxin-binding protein 4-like. Gene Ontology annotation, molecular function: protein binding. Bases 144 to 2768 code for a protein of 874 amino acids. Lineage: Eukaryota; Metazoa; Echinodermata; Crinoidea; Comatulida; Comatulidae. The transcript is spliced from 22 exons. The record is from RefSeq and is a predicted model, not a curated record.
GGGGCACUGUACUCACAACAUUGAAAACAAAAAUGACGCGCUGACAAAAAUAUGUUGUGCAGUCAGAGAUCAUUAGUCAUCUAUUUAUUUUUCUGCAGUUCUCACCAUCAUAUAAAUAGUUAGACUAAAUUUAAUUGUGAAGCAUGUCAGAAACCAUCACACUCACAGAUGCUGAAAUCAGCACAUUGGAAGGAACUCCACGUUCUGGACCAACUCCAGUACACAGCCACCAUAUGGACGACACAGACACGCUCAUAUUCAAAGACUGUAAGAAGGGCCUAGGUGUUAAGAUAAUCGGUGGUAGAAGUGAGGAUGGUGGUAUGGAUUAUGGGAUAUUCGUGAAGAGGGUAUUAAACGGAGGUCUUGCAGCCAAGGGAGGUCAAUUAUUUGAAGGCGAUCAGAUAUUGAGCGUUAAUGGAGAGAGUCUUCUACGAGUCACCAAUGAAAGAGCGGUUCAAAUACUAAGAAGUGCUUCAGCGACGAACCGAGUGACAUUAGUUAUCACAAGAAAUCCGUCAGCAAAGAAGGAUUUCUCGAUGCUUUGCGAAUCACAGAUGCAGUACUCUCGGUCAGCGAGCAGCAGCUCCUUGUCCGAUACGCGAUCUGUCUCGUCCUUAGGCAGCUCCGCAAACUACGCCUCAGGUUCUCCAAGAAGCAUAGCAUCAUCAUCGUCGAUGACCAGUAGUAGAAUAACUGCCCAAAGAAUGGAGAAUGUGCAGCAAAUUACAAUUCCAAAGAUUGCUGGCUUGGGUCUAAGUAUUGGAGGCGGGGUUGACCAGUCUGAUGGACCAAUCAUUUACAUUGAUCACAUCAUUGUGGGUGGAGACUGUCAUAAGGAUGGUAGGCUUAGAGUCGGUGACCAGCUAGUUGCUAUGGAUGGUCAGACUUUGAUUGGUCUCAAGCAGGACGAGGUCAAAGCCCUGAUGACCAGGAUUAAAUUAAGGACUGAGAAACCAUCAACAACAGUACAUUUCAUACGGUCCUCUUUGCAGAAUACUUCAUCCCAAAGUCCUAUGCCUAGCACCCAGCCUACAAAUCCAUCCUCAAAUUACACCCCCUCAUCCCACCUUGACACCCCUCAUUCUUAUAAUCAAUCAAACCACUCUAGUCCACACAGCAGACUUGGAUAUAAUUCCUCUCCAAAUUAUCUCCACCCCUCUGAGCUGGUGGCACAGAUGCAAGCAUCACAGGUCAAUCACAUGACCCCUAGUCCACAUCUCGCAUCAGUACAAAGGUCACCGUCACAGACCAAUCCUGCCCCACGUAUAAACUCACCACAUCUACAAAAGCAGGUGCGCAACUCCCCUAUCCAGCAAGUGUCUUCACCCAGUACAAAUAUGCAGAGCUAUCAGCUUGGUUCAGCAAAUGGACCAAUCCAUUAUGCAAAUGGGGAUGUUCCACAUCAAACCCCUUUGUCAGCCUUACCCUCUCAUAUACAAGGGCUUCAUGCUCAACCUAAGAUGUCUUCAACACCUCAGGCAGAUCAUGCCAAUACAACAUCACCAGGUGCAUCAUUACAACUACCUCAGAUCACCUCAACAGGUGACCCUUCCCCAGUGAUGCAACAUGGGCCACCUCACCUUGGGAUGACAACAUUAUCCAGUCAGCAAAACUCACAGUCAACCAGCGGACUCGGUUCAAGUUCCAGCCGUAUGUCACGUAACCGAAGACUCUCUCUUGACCCACAAGUCCGCCUGCGAAUAGACAAACUAGAAGUGGCUCUCCAGUACUUGGGUCUGCAACCAGAUGAAGCGUUGAAGAUGGAAUUGAGGCGGCGUCUUACCAUUGAUGAAAAUGGAAUGGUUCCGUAUGGAGAUUUUGUUCGAACUGCAAGAGAAGUGCUGCGUUUCCAGUUGGAUGAUCAUGGAAUAUCCGCAACUUCAUUGAUGUUUGCGGCCCAUGAUGUCACAGAUUUUGCGGAGCCGCCACCAUUUAUCCCACAGGUACCACAAGUGUUAUCGCCUGUUUAUGAAAACACGGAACAACUAAAGCAAGAAAGAGAUGAAGCACUUCUGGAGGUGGAGAGACUCAAGGGGUUGCUAAAUGAGAAGGAGUCAACCUGUAAUAUUGCCGAAGAAGAAUUGUUGCGCAUAAGAAGAGAGGCCCAAGGAGCGAUUCAUGAGAGCCGGGCUCUUAAGAGCAGAGUUCACCUUGCCGAAGCCGCACAGAAAGAAGCUCGCAAUAUGGAGAUUGAUUACGAAGAAGUUGUAGGCCUACUGGAGAAAGAGAUAGCCGACCUGAGGAGGGAAUUGAAGCAGAACAAGGCAUCGCCAACACCCGCAACUAAGCAGGACGCAAGCUCUGGGAACCUUCAACGAAAGUUGGCAAUUUUGUCGUGUGAACUUAGGAAAUGUCAGGUGGGCAAGAAAGUGUAUGAGGUAUCAACGAAUAAACUGCUGAAAUUUUCUGAGUUAGUGCAUGAGACAUUGAUGGACCAGCAUAAUGGACCAGGUGCAAGGAGUCGAGGUGAGGCAGCUAGGAGAGGUGAAAAUGGCUACUACCCUCCAGGUUACUUGGCACAACAUGGACGCAAUGGUCCCAUCAACCUGGCCGCUGAGGCCCGCGAUACUGUCAAAGCGGUAAAAUCCCUCAUGGAAUCAGAACCACUGCCGUAUGGAUGGGAAGAAGCGUAUACAGCUGAUGGAAUGAAGUAUUACCUCAAUCACCAGAACCAAAUGUCCACAUGGUCACAUCCCGUGUCCAACAUCGCACAAUUACAGCAACCUAGGUUAGAAGAGGUUGAUGACCUGCAAGAAUCAAGAACAUGAGGCUGGAUGCAACAAUAAAUUAAUCAUGAGCAACUAUUUAAAUAAUUAAUUGAUGUGGAUUGUAUAUGCAGUACAUAUUUUUAAGUGUGUGGCUAUUGUUACACCAGUCAUAAACCAGGUCUUAAUUCUGAUUGGAUGUUAUUGUUCUCAUCCAAUCCAUAUAUGUUGCUGGAUGCAACAACAAAUUAAUCAUGAGCGACCGUUUAAAUAAUUAAUUGAUAUGAAUUGUAUUUACAAUACUUAUUUUUAAGUCAGUGGCUAUUGUUACACCAGUCAUACCAGUUUGUAAUUCUGAUUGAAUGUUAUUGUUCUAAUCCAAUCCAUACAUAAAAUAACAUCCAAUCAGAAUGAUUAUAAUGUAGCACUUACAGAUUCAUUUUUUUCAUUAAUUACUUUUAAUAAAAACAAAAUUAAUGCAUUAAUUAAUAAAGAAUAUAUUCAUUAUUCUCAUUGAUUAAUUGUACUUUUUUCAUGAAUUAUAUUUAUUAUUAAAUCUUUUUAGGGAGAGGUUUUAUCAGAUUUUUUAUGUGAUUGGUUGAAACAUUCAAUAUUUCUGGGUUCAUUUUUUAAAAACUCAUUUGUGUAACUUUCAAUUUCGAUUUAUAAUUUUCUAUUAUUAUAGUUUUACAAUUUCUAAUUUAAUUAUCAGGUACUUUCAAUGAACAGGUGGUUUUGCUUUUGUUCGUUCAAUUUUAAAUUUCCUGUAUUAAAUAUUUCAUUGAAAUUUGUGUGAUGACACAAUUUAAUGCCCAAUUUCACUUAAUAUUAAUUUUUGUUACUCUAAUUUACGUUAUGGUUUUAAUUUUGAGUUUAUUACAGUGUACCUAAUUAAAGACAAAUUCUGACAUAUUUUAUUGCCCUAUUUCACUUGUUAUUAAUUUUGUUACUCUAAUUUAUAUGUUAUCUUUUUUUUAAUUUAAUUACAGUGUACCUAAUUUCCAACAUUUAAUUUGCAGUGCUAUUUAAUAAAAAGAAAUCUUCCGUCCUCAAUUGCUCAUCAAAUAAUUAUUACCCAUUCUGUCUGAUAGCUGAGAUAUAAAGAUCUUUUGUAGAAAUUAGACUUACAUUUAGGUUAUUUCACCAUAUAAAAAAUAUUAAUAUUAUUUAUGAUAUAGAUAAUAAUGAAUGAUAUCACUCGAACUAUAGCACAAGCAUCUGAAUAAGGAAAGCGUUCUCUAUACAAUAGACUCCGCCCUCUAUAGUUAAGCAUCUUUAGGACGCACAGUUUUGUUUGAGCGUUAUGUACAGUAUUAUAAAUUGGACAGGCUUGUAUUAGAUUGUUACCUUGAUUGUACAUAUUAUAUAGUAAUCUACAUUCCAAAUAUAUUUGAUGAUGGCCAUUAAAUUCUAUUCCUUGGUAAAA